CACCUGUUCAGCAAGAUGGCCUCGCUGAGUGUAAAGCCAGGCCAGCGCUUCACCUUGCCGGACUGGAAGAACAACUCCCUCCUCAUCUCGGCGGACGCCGAACAGCAGCGUUUUAAUUCCCACCACAUCCGGCAGGAAGGACGAGUUCUCCGCAAUGACACCGGCAACCAGGCAAAAUGGGAUGAGCACAACAGCCGAACCCACCUAAAGGAUCGUAUCACCACCGUGGACAAAUGGAGAGAGGCCCUGGCCAAAUGCCUCAAAGACCUAGACUCGGAAAUUGAUGCCUUAAGCAAAGUGAAGGAAGCAGCAGAAAAUGCCAUCCAGGCAAAGAACUUGUGUUUGGAUGUUGCCAUUGAGUGCCUGACAUUCCGUGAGAGCCGUCGUGACAUCGAUGUGGUGAGGGAUCCUGUGGAAGAGGAAUUACACAAAGAGGUGAAGGUGAUUGAGAAAACCAAGAAAGAGCUGCAGCAGCGAGUGGAUGAUGCCUUCAGACAGCUCUGCCUCUUAAAGGAAGCUCGUCAGCAGCUGAGCUGCGACCACCGGCACAAGGUGGAAGCGUUGGAGCUCGAUCGGCAGUGCAUGUCCUUCAACCCCACCUCUGGCAACAUCUCCUUCAAGGUCAACCCAACACGGAUCCCAGAUGGAACAACUGCACUUAGUGAGUGGGAGCUGAACAGCCGGUGCAACAAGGAGCGUGCUGAGGCAGAAAUGAGAGCCUCAGUUGAUCUCCGAGGAGCAAUCACACUUACCAUUGCCCAGACAAACAAUGAGCUGGAUGCUCAGCGUAUAGCUACAGAGUUUGCACUGAGGAAGAGGAUGAGAGACAUGGAAGCAGCCCUUAGUGAGCUGAGAUGGCAGGAGAAGAAUACCUUGGAGGAGAUUGCUGAGAUGGAGGAGGAGAUCCGACAGCUGGAGGAAGAUAUCAAGAAGAGAACCCUGGAUCUGAAAGUGGCUCACACGCGCCUGGAGACGCGCACAUACCGGCCCCACAUCGAGCUGUGCCGGGACCAGGCUCAGUUUGGACUGACAGACGAGGUCCAGCAGCUGGAGGGGAUGAUCCGUGCACUCCAGCAGAAGAGGACGGAGUCACAGGAUGCCUUGGACGCCCUUUACAGACAACUCCACCGCAUUCAGACCGAUAUUGGCUACAAAACCAAUUCUCUGCAGCUAGACAACAAGUGCAUGGACACCCGGAGAAAACUCGUGGUCCCUGUGGAGAAGUUUGACCCAGAGGUCGACGCUGUCAGCCGCACCAGGAACCUGCCGAGGGAAAGUCAGCUGGAGCUGGCUUAG
Agelaius phoeniceus (red-winged blackbird) is the source of this 1296-nucleotide messenger RNA. It is a transcript of the gene TEKT2, whose product is annotated as tektin 2. Lineage: Eukaryota; Metazoa; Chordata; Aves; Passeriformes; Icteridae. Gene Ontology annotation, biological process: cilium assembly; cilium movement involved in cell motility. The record is from RefSeq and is a predicted model, not a curated record. Gene Ontology annotation, cellular component: microtubule cytoskeleton; nucleus.